Molecule: messenger RNA, 426 nt
Organism: Aspergillus niger
Lineage: Eukaryota; Fungi; Ascomycota; Eurotiomycetes; Eurotiales; Aspergillaceae
Exons: 5
Coding region: 1-426 (141 amino acids)
Source: RefSeq, a predicted model, not a curated record
AUGUGCUGGUUGCUGGUGCCUGGUGAUGAGUUCCACCAAAUGAACGAGUUUGAUGGCCAUCAAUUGGGGGAGAACAGCCGUAGCAGAUCGAAGAGAGUGAAGGGAACCUGCAGCGUUCACAUGCUGUCCAUGAUUGCAACGCAGAAUCUCAGGAUAAUGUCUAAUAGAAGGGUAGGACAAGAGCCGAGUGGUCGAGGGAAGCUUCACAAACAGAACCUUCAAGCGGCUGGCGUAGCGACCGAUCGAGUCUUACACUCAUUGCCGAUGGCCGGACAGAUCGACCAGAGGAUAGUCAGCAUGCCGUAUGAAGCAGUUGCAUUGACUGAUCAUUGUACUUACAGUCAAGAGCUAAUGGAUCAGCCUCCCGGAUUGCCUGUUUGGGCUCUCGACGUGGCGCUCUUCCCCCACGACCCUAAUCUACUUUGA